GGACGGGCUGGCGAGGCUCGGGAAGCAGAUCAGCAUUUGGCUUCCAGGUCACGGCAGCUCCCCGCCCUUCCUGCCGCCGCUCGGUUCCGCCUGCCGCCAGGAUGAUCCCGCCGGUGCAGGUGUCCCCGCUGAUCAAGUUCACCCGCUACUCGGCGCUGCUGGUGGGGAUGAUCUACGGCAAGAAGCGAUACGACUACCUGAAGCCCAUUGCUGAAGAAGAGAGGAGGAUAGAGGCGGAGGAGAAGAAGAAACGUGAAGAGCUGGAGCGAAUUGCAAAGGAGAUAGCGGAAGCAAGCGAAGAGUCCAUACUGAAAUAAACAACAGAUUUCAUCUGAAUUUUGCACAUGGAAAUACAUGGCUAAGCCCUGAGCUGUCCAGUGGUUUUUCACCUCUGUGUGAUACUCUAUCAAUAAAGUACUUAAUACACUUCA
This is a messenger RNA of Lonchura striata (white-rumped munia), 431 nucleotides long. It is a transcript of the gene ATP5ME, whose product is annotated as ATP synthase membrane subunit e. The record is from RefSeq and is a predicted model, not a curated record. Gene Ontology annotation, molecular function: proton transmembrane transporter activity. Lineage: Eukaryota; Metazoa; Chordata; Aves; Passeriformes; Estrildidae. Gene Ontology annotation, biological process: proton motive force-driven ATP synthesis. Gene Ontology annotation, cellular component: proton-transporting ATP synthase complex.